This is a messenger RNA of Dermacentor silvarum, 803 nucleotides long. RefSeq lists its product as uncharacterized. NCBI's taxonomy places the organism in Eukaryota, Metazoa, Arthropoda, Arachnida, Ixodida, Ixodidae. The transcript has 6 exons. The record is from RefSeq and is a predicted model, not a curated record. Bases 27 to 668 code for a protein of 213 amino acids.
CAGAGAAGAAGAGGAAGCUGUACGCGAUGGAGUCAGUGUUGGAGUUCGUGGCUCUCAGAAACCAACCCGGUAUUCAGACUAUGGCCACCAUCUUUUUCACUUUCCAUAGCCUGUUCCUUAUGGGACAGUUGUUUGCCAUCAUGGGCAGUACAGACGUCAUGAUGCACCUGAAGUUGGCCUCCAUCGACACGUCAAUUCUAGAGAUGUGCUUGGUGCUCGUGCCGCGAAUGCUGAUGCUGUUCGCCACCAUCGUCGUGGACCUGCUGCUCGUUAUCGGCAUUGAAGACGAUUCGCAAUCGGCGAUGAAGGUCUUCGUCAACUGGACAGCCUUAGAUGUCCUCGUGGACUCCCUCAUCUGCAUAAGCGUCGUUGUGCUCAAGAGCAACCGACUCAACGUUAAAAUACUCCUGGGCCUCCUCGGAGCCUACAGCACUUUCCUGGUUGCAAAGGGAGCAUGCGCCUACCAAGUUCGCAAAUAUGCUCGAGCAAGAUUAGAGAACUCGUCGCCGAAAGCGGGAGAGCACGAGGAACACCGCAGCGACGACAUGGAAGCGACGACCAGCUUCAUCAAAAGCGUCCCCACAUCCGACUCUGCGGCCUCAUCGCCGUUAGAUCCGCUCCACCGUCGGCUGUCAAGGGUCGCGAACACGACCUUGGAGACUCCAUAACCUUGGAGGAAGCGCACUGAGGGCGACGGCGUCGCUCACUACUCUAUGCACAGUAAAUGCGGUUCGAAGCUUAUAUGAAUACAAUGAAAAAACAGUGUAAGGUCAACGUAAUGUCCACUGACGUGGUUGAGGAAG